Lobosporangium transversale is the source of this 1872-nucleotide messenger RNA. RefSeq names its product Eisosome component PIL1-domain-containing protein. Gene Ontology annotation, cellular component: eisosome filament; plasma membrane. Gene Ontology annotation, biological process: eisosome assembly; endocytosis; negative regulation of protein kinase activity. The record is from RefSeq and is a predicted model, not a curated record. Gene Ontology annotation, molecular function: lipid binding. Bases 219 to 1694 code for a protein of 491 amino acids. NCBI's taxonomy places the organism in Eukaryota, Fungi, Mortierellomycota, Mortierellomycetes, Mortierellales, Mortierellaceae. The transcript has 4 exons.
UUUUUUUUUAAUUUACUAUUUUACGGCUCAUCUUGGUACAACAAGGUCUUUAUUGUUUAUCAUCUCGCUUGUCUCUUUCUCUUCCUCAUACUCUAUCUUCUCUCAUUCAAUACAUCAUCUUUCCUUGGUUACACUUCGUUCUUUCUUUUUCUACCCUUAUCUUACUCUUGUCUCCCCACGCCAUUCUGCUUUUUGUCAACUCAUCCUCUUUCGGCAGAAUGCAAAGCAUCGGACAUGAUCUUCGCCGAGGACUGAAUAAUUUCUCUCUCGGCAAUUACAAAAACAUCAAUAAGUGGCUAGGAGAGCUGAAGAACAUCGAUGCCUCGCUCAAAGUGCUGGACAAAGAGAUCACUACAAGUGCGAAGCUCAUCUCAGGCUGGGGUUGUAAUGAAGGCGAUGACUUGGCGGAUGUCUGUCAGCGCAUGACUCAGCUUAUGGAGGAGGUUGGCCUAAUCCAUCAGGCAUAUUCAAUCCAGCAUACAGCCUACCGUAAACAGAUCAAGAGCCUCAAAGUCCAUGAAAUGGCCCUUGACGAUAACCGCAAAAAGAAACAAGACCUUACUAAUCAAAUCACUAAACAUCAGAAAUCAAGCAAAGAGAACCCUAUCAAAUUGAUGGAGCUUCAGACUGCCCUUGAACGUGUCUCUGCUGAACUGCUGAGUCAGGAACUAGAAUUACUUCAAUUCAAGCGCAUUACAAUCAGGGAUGCUUUCAAUGCUCAAUUUGAUUCCAUGAUUGAGUUUGGAGAAAAGAUGGCUCUCAUUGCAGGAUAUGGUCGCCAGAUAACCAACGUUAUUGACGUGGGACCACAGGAGGCAAAUAAGGCUACACUAUACAACGGAGCAGAGUACACAGCAGCCGCAAUUAGCCAAGUAAGGAUUGCAGUCACCAGCUGGCAACCCCAGCCAGUGGGCAACCCUAUUCGACCUCAUGUCGCGCCAUCCCACGAUGAGCUCGCGAUGUCGGAUGCUGCUAUUGCAUACAACAGUAGAACAUCGCCAGUAGCUUAUGGAGACUCGAAUUCACAAACGGGCAGCCAUGACGACUAUCCGAAUGCAGACCCGGCCCACAGAAGCUCGAGCUACUGGGAAGAAGUCCAAAUGUUGAAAUCGAAUCGUAGUCAAGCAAGUGGCAGCGAUUAUGAAAAUUGGAAGAAUGAGAUCAAUGACGUUGCUAAUCGCUCUGAUGACUACAUAUCACCUCCCGACUCGAACUUGGAUGUUCCUUCAUACACAUCAUCUCCACAGAUGAGUCAUCUUCAGGAACAACAACGUCACUUACAUUUAGAGCAGCAGCGGGCUCGUCAGCAGAGCUCCUCUUCUUAUUCCCCAAAGCCUUCACCAUCACAACAGCACUAUCAAAACGCAGCCUCGACAGUUGCAUCGAACCUUCGACAUUCAAGCACGGAUGAUUACGGAGGUAAUAACAUAGGCGGCCGUCCAUUCACGCCAGCUAUGCUUCGAAGAAGUGAAACAGGUGACAGUUCAGGCUAUGGAGCCCAUCAACAUCAGCCUACGUCGUAUGAAAAAAAUAUGUCCUCAUCUCCAGCGCGAAGCUAUAGACUGGGGUUCGCAGACACAAGGGAACGGAGUAGGAUGGAACGGAUGGAUAACUCAGACCUCUAUAAAAAUGAUAUCGGAACAUCGAUAUCCCCGCGAUAUCCAAGGACGCAAGUAAUCAUGGAUGAGAAAUAGAUAGAAACACAAAGUUUGUUCCUAAGCAGAACUUACCUAUUUUUUUUUCUUUUUGUAUCAUUUUUUUGAGUGCUCUUUCUUACGUAUACCACAACAUUAAUCAAAUCUCAUGAUGGUCCUAUGGAAUGUAUCAUUUAUGAAUGUCCGUCAUCAACGCAUGCAGGCAUGCAACGACACC